This is a messenger RNA of Hordeum vulgare subsp. vulgare (domesticated barley), 491 nucleotides long. RefSeq lists its product as uncharacterized. Gene Ontology annotation, cellular component: extracellular region. NCBI's taxonomy places the organism in Eukaryota, Viridiplantae, Streptophyta, Magnoliopsida, Poales, Poaceae. The transcript has 2 exons. Bases 100 to 369 code for a protein of 89 amino acids. Gene Ontology annotation, molecular function: serine-type endopeptidase inhibitor activity. The record is from RefSeq and is a predicted model, not a curated record.
CGCUUAUAUAGAGAGGUAGAGUUGCUUGCAGCUCUGGCCAGAAACAAGAUAUAUAGAACGACAUACCAGGACCUUCGCUCGAAGAGUUCAUCAGCAGCCAUGAAGGGCACCAAGCUGGCGGCGAUCCUGAUCCUCGAGGCCGUCCUGGUCAUGGGAAUCCUCUCACACGUGAAAGCCGAGGUGUCCUUUCCCAAGUGCUGCAACAGCUGCAGGUCCUUCUCGGGGGCUGCCUUCUGUGACGACGUGCUGCCCAAGUGCCCUCCCGACUGCGCGUGGUGUCGCGUGGUGCAGGUGCGCCCUGUAAAGACGUUCCGGUGCGCCGAUGGGAAGACUGCCGACGGCUCCUGCCAGCCAUGCAAGAAGCAAUGAUCUACUAAUAUUUUCUUCUUCGUCAAAAUGUUGUCGUUGUCUGCCGAUCGACAAAAGCUUCCGUGAAUAAACACAUGUACUCCCACUGCUCAAUCAAAUAAAAUUUGUUAAGGUAUGAUUCA